Jatropha curcas is the source of this 855-nucleotide messenger RNA. Its product is annotated as nodulin-related protein 1. Lineage: Eukaryota; Viridiplantae; Streptophyta; Magnoliopsida; Malpighiales; Euphorbiaceae. Gene Ontology annotation, biological process: regulation of abscisic acid biosynthetic process; response to heat. The record is from RefSeq and is a predicted model, not a curated record.
AAACGUGUGGCAGACAAAGUCCCACCACGGUUUGGACCCAACACGCCAUUAACGCUGAAAACGAAGUUUCUCUGUAGAAACCCCCAGCAAUAAGUCAGGAGUCAGAACCAUCUGUACAAAACCUAAUCUUUCUUUCUUCCCCAUCUACAAUUAUUGAAGUUCAUCCAAAUCCAAAACAAGCUCUAUGGAUUCAUCACCAGCUUCUCACAAUAUCAAACCCACCAAGAACGACGACCACCACCACCACCAAUCACCGCCGUCUUCUUCUGAGCUGCUCUCAAGUGCCAAAUUAGUGGCUGAAGCAGCCAAAGCUUCAUUAAGCCACGAAACGGACAAAGUAGACAAGGGUAAGGUUGCUGGUGCUGCUGCUGAUCUUCUUGGAGCUGCUUCGCACUAUGCCAAAUUGGAGGAGAAGAGUUUCGGUAAGUACGUAGAAAAGGCUGAGACUUAUCUUCAUCAGUAUCACUCCUCCCAUUCGUCCACCACCACCACCACUUCCGGCCACUCUGCCACUACCACAACACAUUCAACCACACAUUCAACCGAUGGUGAUCACCAUUCUGGGGGUGGGUAUGGUGACUAUUUGAAGAUGGCUGAAGGCUUCUUGAAAAAACGUUGAUAAAUAUUACUAGUAAUACAGUAUCUUGUACCCUUGAAUUUUCUGUUAAUGUCUUUUCUUCUGUUCUACUAAUGUCUUUCUAUCUUGUACGAUCUGUUUAAUUGUAGUCAGGUUUGACUCAUAAGGAGCUAUCUAUCUCCAAGAUUAUAAGGUUAACUAUAGCCUAAUUAACUUUUUUUUUGUUUUGGCUUGGUACCUAAUUUUAAUUGAGAUUCAAGAUUCCAGAAUGACUAAUA